CCAGUGGUCCCUAUGCCUAAGGGGAGGCAAGUGGCAGCAAGCGUCAGCACCAAGAGUGAAGCGGUUGGUGGCGGUGAUCACGGAAAGCAAAGUGACACCAAGAGUGACUCAAAGGAAUGCAAUCUUGGAGAGACCAGCAAGGCGUGUGAACCCAAGGAGAAUGGUGCAGCAGCCAAAUGUGGUGGAAAUGAGGAGGAGAAGCCUAAGAUCAGCAAAGCAGAAGCGGCAAAGGAGAAAGGAGAGAGCUUGUGGGGCACAAUUGCGAGUGCCGCUUUCUCCAACCCGACUUCCGCUACGGGAGAGUGUGAUUGGCUGACCUUGCAUCGGCGAAUGGGGCAUGUGGCGUUGCCCAUUUUGCAGCAGAUUGUUAAGCAAGAGAUG
Closterium sp. NIES-67 is the source of this 381-nucleotide messenger RNA. Lineage: Eukaryota; Viridiplantae; Streptophyta; Zygnematophyceae; Desmidiales; Closteriaceae. The record is from the annotation of a GenBank genome assembly.